This is a messenger RNA of Syzygium oleosum, 1612 nucleotides long. RefSeq names its product GRAS family protein RAM1-like. The record is from RefSeq and is a predicted model, not a curated record. Gene Ontology annotation, biological process: regulation of DNA-templated transcription. The transcript has a single exon. Bases 46 to 1458 code for a protein of 470 amino acids. Gene Ontology annotation, molecular function: sequence-specific DNA binding; DNA-binding transcription factor activity. Lineage: Eukaryota; Viridiplantae; Streptophyta; Magnoliopsida; Myrtales; Myrtaceae. Gene Ontology annotation, cellular component: nucleus.
UCUCUCUCUCUCUCUCUCUCUCUCUCUCUUUGAAACUCUCAACCAAUGGAAGAAAGAGAAGAUCAAGACGAGCUCUUGAACCUGAGCCUGGCCAUUGUUUCGUCAGGUUAUGGUGAUGAGGCCAGGUUGAGGAAGAGGAAGAGAUCGAUGUCUAGGGAUGAUAGCGGUAUUAUCUUGAAUUCUUCCGAUGCGUUUGAAGGACGCGAGGGCAAGAUCUUCAAGCUCCUCCAGAUGAGAGAGGAAAUGCUCAGUACCGAGCACAAGAGAUCGAAGCAGAUGAACCCACAUCAAGAAGAUGGCAAGGGGCUCCACUUGAUCCACCUGUUGCUCAUCGUGGCCACCGCAGUUGACGAGAACAACGCCGGCUUGGCCCUCGACAACCUUGCGGAGCUGUACCAGACCGUGUCGCUGACCGGCGACUCAGUGCAGCGGGUCGUGGCCUACUUCGCCGAUGGGCUCGCCGCCAGGCUUUUGACCCGGAAGUCCCCAUUCCACGACAUGAUCAUGAAGAGACCGACCUGUGAAGAGGAGUUUGUCGCAUUCACCUACCUCUACCGGGUCUCACCGUACUACCAGUUCGCGCAUUUCACGGCCAACCAGGCCAUUCUUGAGGCCUUCGAGAGAGAGGAACAAGUUAACCACCGUGCUCUGCACGUCGUCGAUUUCGACGUAUCGUAUGGCUUCCAGUGGCCUUCUCUCAUCCAAUCUUUAUCCGAAAAGGCGACGAGUGGGAAUAAAAUCUCCUUACGGAUCACCGGCUUUGGGAGGAGCCCCGAAGAGCUCCAAGAAACCGAGGGCAGGCUAGUCAGCUUCUCAAAGGGUUUCAAGAACAUAGUCUUUGAGUUUCAAGGCCUGUUACGAGGAUCAAAGCUCGUAAACCUAAGGAAAAAGAAACAAGAGACCGUCGCGGUAAACCUAGUUUUCCACUUAAACAUGCUGAGCAAUUUCGCAAAGAUCUCAGAGACUCUCAAGUCGGUACAUUCACUCAAGCCGUCGAUCGUGAUGCUUGUGGAGCAAGAGGGUAACCGAAGCCCUCGGAGCUUCCUCUCGAGAUUCAUGGAGUCCCUGCACUACUUCGCGGCGAUGUUCGACUCUCUAGACGACUGCCUUCCGUUGGAAAGCUCGGAGCGGCUGAGCAUAGAGAAGAACCACCUCGGCAAGGAGAUCAAGGCCCGGUUGAACUACGAGAAGGAUGACGGGAGCUGCACGCGGUACGAGAGGAUGGAGACGUGGAAGGGGAGGAUGGAGACUCACGGUUUCGCGGGGAUGAAGCUGAGCUCCAAGUGCAUGAUACAAGCGAAGCUCCUACUGAGAAUCAGGGCACACCAUCGUCCUCUUCAGUUCGAGGGCGAGAACAGCGGGUUCAGAGUGAUCGAGAGAGACGAGGGAAGAGCGAUCUCUUUAGGGUGGCAAGAUAAGUCUUUGCUAACAGCCUCUGCAUGGCAUUGUGUAUGGUAGAGAGAGAGAGAGAGAGAGAGAGAGAGAGAGAGAGAGAGAGAGAGAGAGAGAGAGAGAGAGACUUCUAACACAUUCAUCGAUUAUUAUCAUUGUUAUUGUUUUUUGUAACUGCGACAGCGACUAAUGAACAAAGUUCCGCAAGAUUGCUUUCUAA